AUGGAGAGGGCAUUGGCCAAGGAGCUACCAACCUUAGGCCACAACACCCACAUCCCCCAAGCUAGAGCUAUUGGCACACAUGAUGAGCCCAAUAUCCAUGGGCAUAGAGCUGGCAUCAGAGCACCAGCUGUGGAAAACAACAACUUUGAGAUCAAGUCAAGAUUGAUAAACAUGAUCCAGAGCAACAAGUACCAUGGUCUUGCCUUGGAGGAUCCACUAGACCACUUGGAUAACUUUGAUAAGCUGUGUGGAACAACAAAGAUCAAUGGUGUCUCUGAAGAUGCAUUCAAGCUAAGGUUGUUUCCAUUCUCUGUGGGAGACAAAGCUCACACAUGGGAGAAGAGCCUUUCAAGAGAUUCAAUCACCACAUGGGAUGAGUGCAAGAAAGCUUUCCUCACCAAAUUCUUCUCUACUUCAAGAACUGCUAAGCUAAGGAAUGAAAUCUCUGGAUUUCGUCAAAGGAAUCUUGAAGGCUUUGGAGAAGCAUGGGAAAGGUUCAACAGCUACAUCUCUCAAUGUCCUCAUCAUGGCUUCAAUAUGGAGAGUUUGCUUAGUACUUUCUACAGAGGUGCUUUGCCUAAAUUUAGAAGCCAACUUGAUACUGCUAGCAAUGGUUUCUUCUUGAGGAAAACUGAAGCAGAUGCUUUGGAGCUUGUAGAGAAUAUGGCUAAGAGUGAUUCAGUCUACAGUGAUGAGCAUGAUAAAAGCAACAGAGGCAGUGGAGGUGAUGAUACAAACACAAAGAGAGAGUUGAAGGAUCUACAAGAUAAGAUGGAUUUGCUUCUUUCGGAUAGAGCCAAACAAGAGAAAGUAAACUUUAUUGGUGAGCAGAAACAAGAGGAGACAGUUGUGGUUCAUGAAGUUGAUGGUCUAGAAGGUCAAGAAGAGCUAUGUUUUGUGAAUGCUAAUGGGACAUGGUACAAGAAGGAGCCGAACUUUCAAAUUCGGUCUACACAAGGCAAAGCCGGAUCUUCUACUUCUGCUCCACAAGAGAGUAGCACUGAUGCAAUGUUGAAACAGAUCUUGGAGUCUCAAACUAGAAGUGAGAAGCACAUUGAAUAUGAGCUGAAGAACCUUCACACCAAAGUUGAUGGAAGCUACAAUGACCUCAACAACAAUUUCCUACAACUCUCCUCUCACUUCAAGGCUUUGGAGAAUCAGUUUGCCUCUAUGCCUUCAACCUCCAAGCGCCCAAUGGGAUCUCUACCAGGAAAAUCAGAGCAAAAUUCCACAGAGUAUUGCAAUGUUAUCCUCUCUACUACUUCUUCUGAGAUUGAGUUGAGUGAUCAUGAGAAAGAGGCUGCAGCACAGAUUGUGGAUAAGACUGAACACAAGGCUAUGGAGAGGGUAAAGGCACAAGCUGAACUGAAGGUUGCAGCAGAAAAUCUGAAGAGAGAUGAGCACAAGGCUGAGAAUCAAGUUGAAAGAGAGGCUGUGCAGAGGCUAAAGGAAGUAAAGUUGAAAGGAACCACUGAGGUUGAGCAGUCACCUUAUGAUAAGUUCCCAUUUCCACAAAGGGUCCUCACCAAAGCUCAAAAGAAGGUGAUCUCCAAGUUCAGAAAGGACAUGAGUGCUGUAGGAGUUAAGCUUCCAGAGAUCUCACAUAUGCGUGAUGCUCAUGUACAAAUGAUGCUCAUCAGGGACAUUCUAGCUCACAAAGAAGAAGUAGCAGAGCUUCUAGACAUCUCUACUAUGCAGCUUGAUCCACCAGUCACACCAAAGUCCCUUCCCAAACUAGAAACCCAAGGGAAGUUCACCUUGUCUUGCUCCCUUGGUAAGUUCACACUUGAUGAUGCUCUUAGUCUUGGGAUUGAAAACUUGAAACCAAACACAUCCUUACUAAUGUUUGGGGACUCCUCUUUUACAACUCCAAUUGGUCUCAUCAAGGACUUUCCUUUGAAGAUUGGAGCUUGCACCAUUCCUAUUGACCUCAUUGUUUUAAAGAUGGCAAUUGGGAAGAGAGUCCCAUUGAUCCUUGAAACACCAUUUAUCACAACAGUAGGAGCUUGCAUUGACUUUGCCAACAAGAAGGUCACACUACUCAAUAUGAACAAAGUUGUCUCCUACCCAAUCAAGUCUCCAAUGAUGAAUGUUGAGUACUGUGGAACCAUCACUUGUGGAGAACCUUCCAUUGAAAAGAUUAAGGAUGAAAUGGUUGUUAGUGGAAAAGAAGGUCUUGAUGGAGAGUCCUCUAAAGAAAUGUGUGAUGAGCACUUGGAAAGUACUACAAAGGAGGAGGUGAGUAGAGCCACAAAGACUGCUCAGGACAAGAAGAAGAUGAUGAAAGAACCUCACCCUCCACCUCUUGAUAUGAUGCCACACACUCUCACUCUUCACCCAAUGAAGUUCAAGGAUGGAGCUAUUGAGUACAAGAUCAAAUGCAAGGGAAAGUCUACACCAUUCUUAAGUGCAAAGGCCAUCAUCACUCCACAGCUCCAAGAUGAUCCAAUCAAGCUUCAAGAGCUUCUCUCUCAAGUCCUCACCAUCACUCUUGAAAGUCGGAAGGAUCCUCCUUCUCCACUCUCCGCUUGA
Molecule: messenger RNA, 2532 nt
Organism: Brassica napus (rape)
Lineage: Eukaryota; Viridiplantae; Streptophyta; Magnoliopsida; Brassicales; Brassicaceae
Exons: 4
Coding region: 1-2532 (843 amino acids)
Source: RefSeq, a predicted model, not a curated record